Messenger RNA from Monosiga brevicollis MX1, 2805 nucleotides. RefSeq lists its product as uncharacterized. NCBI's taxonomy places the organism in Eukaryota, Choanoflagellata, Craspedida, Salpingoecidae. Gene Ontology annotation, biological process: protein phosphorylation. Gene Ontology annotation, molecular function: NAD+ poly-ADP-ribosyltransferase activity; protein kinase activity; ATP binding. The record is from RefSeq and is a predicted model, not a curated record. The coding region runs from base 1 to 2805 and encodes 934 amino acids. The transcript has 16 exons.
AUGCUGGUGGAGCAUGGCGCUGAUGCAAAAGCCAUGGACGACGUCAGUACCUCCCACUUGCUCUUCCGUCUUAUGAUGUAUGGCCGGACACCACUGCACUAUGCCUGCCAUACCGGUCGUAUCAUGGUAGUGUUGAUGCUGUUGGAGCAUGGUGUCGAUGCAAAAGCGCAGAACAAGGUCAAUACUUCCCUCUUUCCCAUUAACCUCCCUCUGCUGGGCGGCCGAGCACCACUGCACUAUGCCUGCUAUAACGGCCAUGUCAAGGUGGUGGAGACACUGUUGGAGCACGGCGUUGAUGCUGAAGCCAAGGACGAGAGAGGGGAGACGGCCUUCGAUGCUGGACGUCGACGUGGGCAUGCCAACAGGCUGGAGCCCGUCUUCGCUGCCCACGAGGCUCGCCUUGCACAGCUAUUUGCCUGGCUGCCGCCCUUGCCCAGUCCUCCACCGUCCCUUGAGACGACGGCCGCUGUUGUGGUGUCGGUGGAAGGCUGGCUCAGACCGCUCCUGCCCGAGCAAUCCACCACUCACCCCCUCCCGCACCUCGAUGCCUUUAUCAGCGGUGCCAUCAAGCGAAACUCUAAUCUCGCAGCAAUGGUUACGAAGAUCCAGAACACCAUCGAUGAAGCUCCACCAGAGUUUCCUGCCUUGAACUGGCCUGCCUUCAAAGCGACCAUCACCCGCGCCCUCGGCGUCCUCGACCAAGCAGUGCAAGUUCCCGAAGCGCUACAGGGCUGCCUCAGCCAGCUGGACCCCAACAUUGACAAUCUAGAAUCGAGCACCCUGGGAGCGCGCCUCCGCACUGUGCUUGGGCCCAACCUUCCAGCCAGCCUGAUCUUGGAGGCCAUGACCGAAGUAGACCAGGGUUUGACGCUCUCCAGCCUGGGCCAGCUUGAUCUUCAUUACAACCAAAAUCACAAGGUCUACAAGGCCCGCGCCGCGCUACCAGAAUCUGAGGAACAAGAUUUGGCUGUGAAAGAGUACGCUUUUGCCCGGCAACACAAGCAGGACCAGUGCCGUACAUUCCUGCGCGAGCUUCGCGCCAUGCGCCAGCUUGAGCACCCACACAUCAUUCCGGUCCUUGGCGCGCUCGUGGACGUGCACAGUGGCCACCCCAGCGCCUACUUGGUGCAGCCGUGGUGUACACAGGGUGACUUGCAGCAGUGGCUCGGCAAGGCGCGGCAUCUGGCCACCUCGACCGUCGUUGCGAGUUUGAUGACGCAGCUGCGCAUGGCCCUGGCGUUUAUGCAUAGCAAGGGCCUGGUGCAUCGGGAUGUCAAGCUGAGCAAUGUGAUGCUGGACGGUGACGAGGACCAACCUGUUAUGUGCGAUUCGUCGAGUGAUUUGUACAAGGAAACGCGGGCUUUGCUUGCAACAGAUCCGAAGCAACGGCCAAGCCUUUUCAGCGCCCGGAACAUCGCGCAGCAGCCUGCCUUGGCCCAAGUCGGGCCAGCCAUUGAUGUCUUGCGCGACGCGCCCGAGCUCAUGUCAGAGGUGGGUGAGCUACUGAAGCAGCUGAACACCGAUGGACGGGAACCAGCGAAUAUUGCAGUGCAACGAGUGGAGCGCGUGCACAACCCCGUGCUGUGGGAGCGCUACAGCGUCAAGCGACGCGAAAUGUUGCAUCGCAUCAAAAGUCAGGAGCAGUGCACCCAGAUUCAAACGGCCACAUCAGAUGCGCCUUCGGGCUCUCCAGCGCUGCUUCGCGAUACAUCCUGUCAAGAGCGCCUGUUGCUCCACGGCAUCGCCCCUGACACAAUGUUGCGCGACAAGAUUGUGCGCCUGGGCCUUGACUAUCGCUUUGCCGGCAACAGUGCCGGCCACCGCUUUGGUCUCGGUGUUUACUUGGCGGACCAUCCCGGCAAGAGUCAUCAGUACGCCGGUGCCGGACCCAACGGCGAACGAAUGCUCGUCAUCACGCGAGCACUCCUGGGCCAUGCCCAUGUCCAUCCAUCGCCUCCUUCUGGGGCGCUGGCACCUCCGCUCCUGCCCAAUGCGCCCAACAACGAGCGGUAUGACUCGGUUGUCGCGACACCCUCUGGGCAGUUCCAUGAGGUGAUUGUGUUUGAGAAUGCCCAAAUCUAUCCGGAGCUGGUUUAUGGCCGAGCUCCACUGCACUAUGCCUGCGAGAAGGGCCAUGUCAAGGUGGUGGAGAUGCUGUUGAAGCACGGUGUUGAUGCCAAAGCCAGGGACGAUGUGAGUGCCUCCCUUUUUCCGUACCUUCUGGGAAUGUAUGGCCGGACUGCAGUACACUAUGCCUGCGAUCAAGUCUAUGUCAAGGUGUUGGAGAUGCUGGUGGAGCAUGGCGCUGAUGCAAAAGCCAUGGACGACGUCAGUACCUCCCACUUGCUCUUCCGUCUUAUGAUGUAUGGCCGGACACCACUGCACUAUGCCUGCCAUACCGGUCGUAUCAUGGUAGUGUUGAUGCUGUUGGAGCAUGGUGUCGAUGCAAAAGCGCAGAACAAGGUCAAUACUUCCCUCUUUCCCAUUAACCUCCCUCUGCUGGGCGGCCGAGCACCACUGCACUAUGCCUGCUAUAACGGCCAUGUCAAGGUGGUGGAGACACUGUUGGAGCACGGCGUUGAUGCUGAAGCCAAGGACGAGCUGUUGAGCAGUUGGGAUCCACGACGUAUUCGAGAUGCCGCCGCCACUUUGAACCGUGAUAUUCUGGAUGGCUGGACAGCACUGCACUGUGCCUGCCUUCGGAGCCAUGUAAAGGUAGUGGAGGUGCUGUUGAAGCACGGCGUUGAUGCCGAAGCCCAGACCAACGUCAGUACCUCCUCUUCUCUCCCCUUUACGCCGAUAUGA